Molecule: messenger RNA, 5253 nt
Organism: Naegleria lovaniensis
Lineage: Eukaryota; Heterolobosea; Eutetramitea; Acrasida; Naegleriidae
Exons: 4
Coding region: 1-5253 (1750 amino acids)
Biological process (GO): cGMP biosynthetic process; intracellular signal transduction; receptor guanylyl cyclase signaling pathway
Molecular function (GO): peptide receptor activity; guanylate cyclase activity
Source: RefSeq, a predicted model, not a curated record
AUGUCACAUUCCAUUUCGAUUGCUAUCACAGUUGUAAUAUUAGUGUUCAUUCUCUUGUGUUAUAUCGUAUGGAUUGUUGCUAUAUGGAGAUCUGACACGGCUUCUUCAUCAGCCUCCUCCUCUUCCUCACACUCAUCCAAGAAUCGACUUUCCAAGAUCAAGCUGUUGUUUUACAGUUGUGGAGUGAUGUGUCAGACCUUUAGUGUAUUUUUCUUGUACAUGCUUGCCGGGUUUUAUGACUGCAGUUUGAAUGAAAUUGAUAGAGAAACAUUGGAACGAACCUUGAGCAGAUUUGCACCUUCAGUUGCAUGCUUUGGGGCUGAAAACUUGAUACUUCUUGUGGUGUCCAUUAUGGGAACAGUAGCUUUGAUGGUGUUUGUGAUGUUUUCCAGAAGUAUUACUCAAAGCUUGAAUCCGCUCAGCUCUGUACCGUUUACUUCGUCCCAUCCCUUCACAUUGGCGCUAUUAGAUAUCGUAAACAUGCUUGGAGUGGUUGCCUUAUUUGCAAUUCCAAUGGAGUAUGGCUAUGCUGCUCAUGCUGUCAAUUGUGUAUUGUCUUUUGUGUUCCUGAUUGGACUUGUUUACACUUGCCCAUUUUUUAGAAGAUUUGAAAAUUCAAUCAUGUGUGGAGUUGCAUGUGCUCGUUUAGGUGCUAGUGUGGCCACUCUUGUGACAUCCUUAAUUGGCGAUCAAAAAGUCAGUCAGAUGGAUUCCUCUCUCGUCAUUGGUAUUCCUCUCAAAAUUGGUUUGAUUUUAUUGUGUGGGGUGUGCUCAUUUGUAGUCUAUGAGAUCUACUUGAUGAUUACAGCACGGAAAGUUAGAAAUAGAGUCCUCUCUGAAUUGUAUGACAUUAUUCCAGUUGAACAACCAACAAUGAUAACUGACAAGAAGACUAUGAAGAGCUUUCUUGAAGCCAAAGCAGUAUUAAUUCUUCAAGAUUUCAAUGACUCCAAUACCCUCCGCAAUUUAUCCACGUUUUUCAAGUUUGCAAUGAAAUCCAACCAUGUCACUCAUUUGGAUCGCAUUACAAACGAUGAAGGACUUCCAUUAAGCAUUUCUGAUAGGGAAAUUUGUCUCAUCUUUGUGAAAACAGCUCAAAAUAGACGAUUCAAAAACGUGAAUAUGUUACACAAUCUUGCCUUGCUGAUUGCAUACGAUCAACAACAACCUAAUGUUGAUAUUCCGCUUGAACUGAUGCAAAGAAUUUCAACACAUUCCUCAAGUGUAUUGGAUCAAAUAAUUGCACAAUAUAGAAUCAAGGAAAUUCAGCACAAAAGCGCUUCAAUCUCAAGUGAAAGCUUCUCCGUGAGCAGUGACAUGAAAGUUCAACGUUUAAGAUAUCUUCAAGAUUUACUACUUUCUCUUCAUCGAGAUUUUUGGAAAGAACUCAUUCAAGAACCUGUGAAAUAUUCAAAUGUGGAAAAGAUUACACUCAAAAUUUCGGAAACCGCCAACGAAUGUAACAAGUUAUUUAAUGAGCUCCUCGUUCACAGAAAGAAUAAGAAUCAUCUUCGAAUGUAUGCUACUUUUGUAGAACUGUUUGAAUUUGACAAGGAGCUUGCAGCAAUGAUUCACGAUGAAGCCAACCAACUCGACGAGGAGCAACGCGUGUCAACUUCCAUUCGAAAACCUAAAAAGAAUCAAGUAGUUCCCAAAUUUUCGAAGAGAGAAAACUCCAGUAUCAGUAAUCGAUUCAUGGCCGCUGCUUCAAGAGAAAAUAUUCAUUCACUUUCAAAGAAGAUGACAAGCUCAGAAAUCGCCUCUCCGCAAGACCUUGGGUUUUCCAAAAAGAAAGAAGCCAAUGAGGACACCAAUGACGAAUUGACAGAGGAUAUGAACUUUGAUGACAGUGCGAGUGUGGGUGGAUUUGAGAGCACACCAGCAUUCGAGCAAAAGAAGGAAUAUCUUUUUAACAAUGCAUUAAGAACAAGAGUGUAUUCAGAGAGCAUUCUUUUUGGAGCUUUCAUAACUUUUCUUCUGUGUUGUGUGGCGUUUGUAAUUGGUGGAGUUAUCAUCAGCGUCCAUACUGUUUCAAAUAUUACGGAAGAUGUCAUGUAUUUGAGUCAGGUGUGUUUACCUGAAACUUCUCCCAUCUCUGUUAUGAAAACGGUUAGAAAUAUGCAGAGUUGGGUCAAUAUUUGGUUUAAUCAUGAAAAGAAUGAAUGGCCAACGCAGUAUGGAAAAUUCGAAAUGAGGCCUAAAAUUGAUGUUGUCAACUCGUAUUUUGACAGAUUGAAAAAGGAGAAAGUUUUCUUUGAAAACUUGAUUCGAAUCUCUGGACAAAACAAAUUUGACCUGGCUGCCUAUACAGAAUAUGGACAAACUAUUUAUUAUACCAAAAUACCAACCACGUCAAACAAUUCUAUCAGCAGUAGUGGAGAUCUCAUGUUUAUUGGAGAACCCAUGUUGAGAAAUGUUUCUGUCAACGGGCUUGCCAAUUAUUACAUCCACCUCAUUGAUACUCUUAUAGAGCAAUAUCCAAUUGCAGAGAUGACCUUAUUAUCUACACAAAAUAGUGACAAUAUGACACUUCUCAGGAAUGUUAUGAAAAGUCCAUUGAUGAAUCCAAUCUAUGACUACACAUUCAACUACUUGUUUCAAAAUUUAGAUUUGAGUUUUGAAACGCUCAAUUCAUUCUGCACUCAUUUCGUUGCCAAUAGUAAGACAUCGACCAGUGCUCUCAUCAUCAAUGUUGAGAUUUACUUUUUGAUAGUAUUAUGUUUGACAUUUGUAAUAGGUCUGAUCUUCUUGGUCAUGAUUCGUUGGGCCCAAUUACAAUCUAAACGGUUGGUUAAAACCAUUGAAAAACAAUUAACAAAGGAAUCUAUUGGUAAAAUAUAUCAAGGAUUAUUGAAUAGUCAAAAAACAAGUGUAGAUGCUUCAUUGGAUUCGACUUUUCUCACAAAGAUUUACAAAUCAAAACUUUCCAUAGCCAUUGUAGUAAUUCUCUUAUCAUUACUUGUUAUGAUGUGUGUUGGAAUUUUCUUUUAUGAAGCAAACUUUAAUGCAAGCCAGGCCCAAGUUUCAUUUGUGAAUUUGGCUGCAGCCUCAAACGUGAUUGCCCACUUGCAAUACAUUGGAUUCUACAUGGAAGAAGUUUUAGCUUUUUAUGGCCAAGAUAGAAACUCGAGCGCUUAUACGUUCAAAACCUCAAUAGAUCAUCCACACUUGAAAGUGGCACCUACGAUCGAAGCACUUCAAUCCAAAUUACUGAGUGAAAUUAACAAUUUAGUUUACAAUUGGAACGAUCUAAUUUUUGGAAAUAUUAAUUUGGAAAAUGAUUUGCCAAUCAUUGGACUUUAUCCUUCAGUGGACAAGUUGUUACAAACUGGAGUCGAUAACUGCACUCAAUAUUUUGAACAAAACAACUUGACCAAUACUCUAACCAAUUACUACCGAUAUUGUGUUGGUAUUCAAAGUUUGAUGAACGAGUACAUUACUGGUGUCAGUGAAGUUGCAGAAAUUACCAGAAAGUACUAUAUAGCUCAACAAGCAGCAUUGAACACGACGCAAUUGGAAGAAAAAGAAACCUCUAUUUUCCUGAAACACUAUACCAAGUAUUGCAUGAAUCUUCCUCUCACAGACAAACUUGUUCUUUUUAUGAAUGAAUUCGUCAGAGUCUCUUCAGAGAUGAAAUUAGUCAUGGUAUUUUCAUUUGGAGUUUUUGGAAUAUUGAGUUGUUUCAUUUUAGGUAAAUUAUUACAUUCCAUGAUGAAAAGUGGAGCAGAUCAUUUUCAACAUACGAGAAUGUUACUGAACUAUAUUCCAGUGGAGCUGCUUGAUAAGAAUGAACAAUUGAGAAAUCUAGCUCUAUAUAAUCAGUUCUCGAACCCAAUUCUUGACAAAUUGAACGCGUCAUCUUCUUCCUCUUCGAAUGGGUCCAACGAUGAAAAUUCAUUCACUGGCAUUUGUCACAUCAUGAAUGCCAACGUGGAUGGUUCUCUCCUCAUUAACACUCAAAGCGAGGUUGAACUCAUUAACACUCCAGCUCUGAAAAUGUUUGGCAAGACGACCACGGAAACUCUUGGUGCCUCGUUUUACACAUUAUUUGCUCCAGAAUCUCAAGAAGUGAUUCGAAAAGUUGUACACUCACUCAUUGAACAAACCACAAAAUCUCCUCAAACCACAACAUUCCAUGAAACUCUCGAAGUCGAUGCAUGUCUACGAAGCAAUCAAUCCAAAUUCCCAGCCAAAAUCAACUUUUUCACAAGUCACAUUUCGAAGGAAAAUAGGACCAUCAUUGCCGUCACCAUUACUGACAUUACUUCACAGAGAAAACAACAAGCUCUAUUGGCUGAAGAGAAACAACACUCGGAAAAUCUAUUGAAAAAUAUUUUACCUGAAAAUGUGGCAGCUCGUUUGAAGAAGGGAGAAACCUUUAUAGCAGAAGCGCUCAAAGAUAUUACCUGCUUCUUCAGCGACAUGGUUGGCUUUACUAAAAUUAGUAGCACCAUGUUACCCACAGAUUUGGUAAAAAUGUUAAAUGCCAUAGUUCAAGGAUUUGAUGAAUUAACCGAACUCUAUCAAUUGGAAAAGAUCAAAACAAUUGGAGAUGCCUAUUUUGCAGUAGGUGGAAUUAAUAAGAAUUGCUCAUCAGAUCAUCCAGAACGAACGCUGCGAUUCGCUCAAGAUACCUUUAAAGUCAUUCGAGAUUUCAAUGAAGGAAAAUUGUGUGGAAAUAUUUUAGAUGUUGAGAGUAAUCAACAAUUGAAUAUUCGUAUUGGAAUUAACACGGGAGGAGUGGUUGCAGGUGUGAUUGGAUCGAAAAAGUUUGCCUAUGAUUUGUGGGGUGACACUAUUAACACUGCAUCAAGAAUGGAAUCGACAGGAGUUCCUGGACGUAUUCAGAUCAGUCGUACUACCUAUGAGAGAGUUCAUGAUAUGGGUCUCGAGUUUGAAGAACGUCAAGUCGAAGUCAAAGGAAAAGGUCUAAUGCAAAGCUAUCUUUUACUUGCCAAGCAUCAUGCCAAUCCCAUUGUGGAGCGAGAGGCGCUGGAAGAUGACGAUGAUGAAAAUCAGUGUAUUGAUCAAGUCAUGCUAUUACGAAAUGCCACAUCGACCACUUUGUCUGGCUUGGGAAGCAGUGGAUCUUUGUGUAUGGAUAUUCCACCAGCCUCCCCUUCAACCAAGUCAAAAGACUCAGAAGUUCGAACUGGCGCUGAAUCUGCCAACAGAGAACAAAUACCGAAUAGAGACAAGAUUUCAUGUACCAUAGUAAAUAAUUUAAAAGUUGUAAUUGAUAUUAUUAUUUAA